AUGGCGGCCAAGUCGCGUCCUGUCUCAUUACAGCUGGAGUCCGUCUCCAGCUCGACCACGACUUCAGAAACUGCACCGUCUAUCCCACCGAGCCCAGGCAGAGACACCAAAAGAACCACAGCUUCCGCGAGACGGCAUGCGAAGGGGUUAUCGCUAAAUUUCCCCAUCCUAUUGCCCACUACGGCUUCAAUCUCACAGUUUUCACCUUCACCCACCACCGCCUCGGCACUGGCGACCCCAAUAGGUUCCACGCGGUCAUCCCCUCAUGCUCGAGCAGUUGUCUUCAAAGCUUCUGAUACGAUUGAUGAAACACCCGACAAUGUCAAGACUCGGGGAAGUGCGGAUUUCUUGACUCUGCUCGCCGCCCAGGAGCGGAAGGUGCUGGAAUUGAAAGAGGAAUUGCACAAGGCAGAGACCGAUCUUCUGGGUCUGAAAAGACAAUGGGCUCUCCACGAGGCCAACAAAAAGAAAGACGAAGUGAAGCACGUCAAAAAGAUGCAACCUCUGGCACUUGACGAGGUGGCAACUGCCGAAGUCCCAGAGGAAGAGCUUGAUGAAGAGCGGAAACGGAAGAAAGCGAUAGUUGAGAGGGGUCUAAACAACAGUCAACCCGUGGGCAGUCAUGCUACGACGUCCAACCUUGGUCGAAGAGGUUCCAAGCGUGUGUUUGAGGGGCGACAUACUCGAACUUUGAGCCUCCUCAGUCCAACGUCCACGAAACCUUACCAACCCCUGACCACAGUUGAGCCGGAAGGUACUCAGACCAAGAGCCCUACGGCUUUCGAUAGCGAGGACCACGCUUCCAAACCUUCGUUGUCAAGGAUGCCUACCCUCGAUGGGCUAAUGUCAGGUGACCCUCUACAGUUUGGUUUUGGCAAAACAUACAAAGAUCUGGCCGCCCAUAGGAGAAGUCUGCCACCAGUACCCACCGAUCUUCUGGUCAAGCAAGGCAAGCAAGUGUAUGAUGGUGUACGAGACGGGUUAUGGACAUUCUUUGAAGACAUUAGACAAGCAACUGUCGGAGAAGAAGGUGUGAGCGGUACAGCCUCACACAAUCGACAGCAGCGGAUGCCACAGAGGAGACCGACCAAGAAAGCCUCGGACAAGGGCCCCAAGGCAAAGAACACGGACUCAGCCCCAACAUCAGACGAUCACGAAGCCACCACGAAAGAAGCAUCUUUCUGGAACGAGUUUGGACUCGACACGCCCCACAAGCCAGUCACCACACCACCUGCCAAGGUUGACAAGAUUAAUGGCCAUGUCCAACAAAAGCGUAGCACGGAUUCAUCCAGUCCGCCUAGCUUGCUACCAGACUCCAACGACGAGGAAACAGAAGAUGCGUGGGAUUCCUGGGACUCGCCUGAAAGCACACGAGAUCCUGUAACGGAUUCUGCAAAGAAAGCUAGCAACGAAAGCCUGCCCUGGCCCGAGAUUCAGAAACUCACUCCCAGCAAGCUGACCCGCACUGUCAGUGAUCUCAUGCGUGAGUGGGACUCUGGACAACAUGAGGGAGAAGCAAUUGACCAGACGUGGUCGGCUGUACAUCCAUGA
Exophiala bonariae is the source of this 1551-nucleotide messenger RNA. RefSeq lists its product as uncharacterized. The transcript has a single exon. Bases 1 to 1551 code for a protein of 516 amino acids. NCBI's taxonomy places the organism in Eukaryota, Fungi, Ascomycota, Eurotiomycetes, Chaetothyriales, Herpotrichiellaceae. The record is from RefSeq and is a predicted model, not a curated record.